Molecule: messenger RNA, 1474 nt
Organism: Glycine soja
Lineage: Eukaryota; Viridiplantae; Streptophyta; Magnoliopsida; Fabales; Fabaceae
Product: protein PALE CRESS, chloroplastic-like
Exons: 7
Coding region: 194-1132 (312 amino acids)
Biological process (GO): leaf morphogenesis; chloroplast mRNA processing; chloroplast organization
Cellular component (GO): amyloplast; etioplast; chromoplast
Source: RefSeq, a predicted model, not a curated record
CGAAGGCCCCUUUUUCUAGAUUGUGUGUAAGUGUAUGCUUUAAAUCCUUUCAAUCAAAACCCCGCUUUCGAGAGGCAACAGAUAGCAAUAGCAUACCUUCGUUCAUCUUCACUUCACGCUCUCUUGGAGGUAGCUAGUCACUCUUCCACUUUCGUUUCAAAGGAAGAAGAAUCCCAAUUCUCUCUCGUUGGGAAUGAACCUUCUCUCUCUAACCUUGCCACUUCCCCUUUUUUGUUCAUCUCUUUCUUUAACGAGACUUCCCUCAUUUCCCUCUUCAUACAAGUGCACAUCCGGCGCAGUUUUAAGGAGAUGUGUCAAAGAGGAAAAGGAAGAGGAGCAGCUUCUAGAAGGGAUGCCAAAGGAGUACUAUGACGAUGAAUGGCAAGCCCAACAACGUGAGAAGACCAAGGAGUUGCAUCGGCUACGGAUACAGGAGGAAGAGGAAGAGGAAAGAAAGAUUGGAGAGUAUCGUGAAAUUGGCAUGCGGUUGAAGGAAUACCCAGAAGAUGACGUCAUAAAAGCAAGGAAAUUGGUUUCGAGCUUUCUCAGAGCUGCUGAAGAAGUAGAAGAGAGAAUUGAGGAAGCUGCCGAGAAAGGAGAACUGACUGAACUUGUUUUAAUGGUCAUAUGGAAUCGCCUUGAUCUUGCUCGGCGUGAUGAAGAAAAGGAUGCCAUUAGAAGUCUGGAUCUGUUAUACAGAAGGGUUGAGACUGAGAUUUUGAAACGAGAGGCUACCCCUGCGAUGAGAUUGCUCAAUGAUCUUUUGAUUAUGUACGACGGCUAUAAUUUUGAAGAGUGGCUAAAGAAAUGUAAAAAGGUCAUGAUUGAUACGUUUCCUCGGGAGGAUCCAUUCAGUAUCCUUGUUCCACCAGGAUUUGAGUCAUUCGACAUAGAUAAGCAUCACGGGCCAUUGCGACCAUCACUUGAAGUCGAUGAUACUCUUUUGAGGGUGGACUUUGUAAGAGAGGUGGAUGAAUUGCUGCAAGAGGUUCAUUCUGAAGAGAGUGAAGUACAGAAUGAACCAGGGUUUGAUCCUGAAUCUGUUGCAAAUAGAUUGAAACAACAGGAGAAGCAACAAACAAUACGCCAAGUAGAAGCUCUGCUGGAUUUAGCCAUUGGUUUGAAAUGGUAACUAUUUUGUCCUAGCUUGCACUUUGAUUCAUAUUGAUUGAGUCAUCUGACAGUACAUGGUUGCGAAUAGGAAUUGGCAAGCACUACAAUUGCAAUCCAAAUUAGCUUCAUUUUAUGGUAUCCUUUUACCUUCUGAAGUACGUAAAAUUAUAGUACCAACCAAAACAAGAAAAACCAGAACAUACAAUGUAGGCAUGGCAAUUUUUGGUGAUCUUAUUGUGAAGGUACAGGACUACAGGCGUGUUAGAAAUUAAGCUUUUGUGUUUCCAUAUCACAACCUUAAUGUACAUUUGCUGAUCCCGUACUUCAUAAAUCAAAGACUUCGAAGUUAAAAUUUCAAAUA